This is a messenger RNA of Alligator sinensis (Chinese alligator), 1305 nucleotides long. RefSeq names its product paired box 4 (gene PAX4). Bases 1 to 1305 code for a protein of 434 amino acids. The record is from RefSeq and is a predicted model, not a curated record. NCBI's taxonomy places the organism in Eukaryota, Metazoa, Chordata, Crocodylia, Alligatoridae. The transcript has 11 exons. Gene Ontology annotation, molecular function: RNA polymerase II cis-regulatory region sequence-specific DNA binding; DNA-binding transcription factor activity, RNA polymerase II-specific. Gene Ontology annotation, biological process: regulation of transcription by RNA polymerase II; anatomical structure development.
AUGACGGACUUGGGUCUGACCCAGUCUGCUGGGACUGAAGUCCUAAGGGAGAAAGGAAGGUCUCCCCUUCCCAGUGAGCAGGAGCCUAAACCCCAUGGUUUCCCCAUGAAAAAGGUUCCUUCUCCACUUGGGGCCGGCGGUGUGAACCAGCUGGGAGGGGUCUUCGUGAACGGCUGCCCGCUGCCCACGUGCAAGAGGAAGAGGAUUGUGGAGCUGGCCGUGAGCGGUGUGCGGGCCUGCGACAUCUCCCGGAGUCUCCAGGUCUCCAACGGCUGCGUCAGCAAGAUCCUGGACCGCUACUACCGGACAGGGGCCGUGGAGCCGAAGGCAACGGGGGGCAGCAAGGCCCGGCUGGCCCCCCCUGCCGUGGUGGCGCGGAUCGCCCAGCUGAAGCAGGAGCAGCCGGGGCUUUUCGCGUGGGAGAUCCAGAGGCGGCUGCAGUCCGAGGGCGUCUGUGCCAGCCACCGGACGCCCAGCGUCUCUUCCAUCAACCGGGUGCUGAGGAGCCUGCCCCCCAGCCUGCCGCUGGCCCCCGGCUGUGCCUUCACCGUGCAUCCUUCCCCGCCGGGAGAUGCCCAAGCUGGGGUCUCAGCGGUGAUCCAACAUCCUCCAAGAAGCUCCGAAGCCCCCCGGAGCUCGCCGCCGGACGGCCAAGCCAGGAACAGGACGGUCUUCUCUGCCACGCAGUCACUGGCCCUGGAGGAAGCUUUCCAGAGGGGGCAGUACCCGGACGCCUGCACCCGGGAGAGCCUGGCCAUGGCUACCCAGCUCCCCGAUCCCACCAUCCGGGUCUGGUUUUCCAACCGAAGAGCCAAGUGGAGGCGGGAGGCGAAAGUGAGGCUGCAAGCUGCCCAGACAGGGCUGCACGGUGACUGGACCCUGCCCCCCUGGGCACCAGGCCAGGCCUUCGCUGCCCUCCACCCCUCCUCGGGGACUGGCACCGUCUCCACUCAGGGCCCGCCUGCCGCCCCGGUGCCCCUGCCUGGCCAGGGUGGCCUCAACCCCGCCAGCCUCCACGUCACGGCACCCCCGCUGCAUCUCCACACCUCUCCGCCGGGCUGCGUGCGGGGUCCCUGGACGGGAACCACUCCCAGCCUCCCACCAAGCAGCUGGGACUCAUCCAGCAGGCUCUGGAUGAGCCUGGCCAUGGAAGAAGCUGUCCACCAUGACCGAGGGCUCCCCGGGAAGCUGCCAGUGGACGACGGCUCCCAGGAGAUCGAAAUGGCCUCUACACGGGACAUUGCAGUGCAGGAGCACGUCAGCACUGUCGCACGCGGCGACUCUGUUGCUCGCCCGACCUGCUGA